Jatropha curcas is the source of this 1307-nucleotide messenger RNA. RefSeq names its product peroxin 11c (gene PEX11C). Gene Ontology annotation, biological process: peroxisome fission. Gene Ontology annotation, cellular component: peroxisomal membrane. The record is from RefSeq and is a predicted model, not a curated record. Lineage: Eukaryota; Viridiplantae; Streptophyta; Magnoliopsida; Malpighiales; Euphorbiaceae.
UUUUUGUUGUGUAGCUUGGAAAAAGAGAGAGCCAAACAAGCCCUUAUCAGAGGUCUAUCGUAUGGAGAAGCAAAAACAGACCUAGAUUGCUGACGCUGCCUCCUCUUUCUCUAAUAUCUUUUGGGUGCGUAUAUUUUUUUUGGAAAGAGAGAGAAAGUGAAAGAAAAAUAUCAAAGUAUUGUGGUUUUCGAGGCCAAAUCCAUCGGGCACUCCAUUCGGUAUUUCUACGCAACUUUCUGUCAAUUUCUCUUCCUAUAUCUGUUCGUCUGUUGAAUUUUGCGAAUCCUAAUCUCUUAGAUUACUUCUUUGAGGAAAAAAAUGACUACAUUGGAUGCAACAAGAGCAGAACUUGCUUUGUUAGUUUUGUAUCUGAAUAAAGCCGAGGCAAGAGACAAGAUAUGCAGGGCUAUUCAAUAUGGUUCAAAAUUCUUGAGCGACGGAAAGCCUGGUACUGCCCAGAAUGUUGACAAAUCAACCAGCUUGGCCCGCAAAGUUUUCCGACUUCUUAAGUUUGUCAAUGAUCUGCAUGCUCUUAUUAGUCCAGUCCCUCAAGGAACUCCCCUGCCUCUUGUUUUGUUGGGAAAGUCGAAAAACGCAUUAUUGUCGACUUUCUUAUUUCUUGAUCAAAUUGUUUGGCUUGGUAGAUCGGGUAUCUACAAGAACAAAGAACGUGCUGAGCUACUUGGUAGGAUCUCUCUUUACUGUUGGAUGGGGUCUUCAGUCUGUACUACCUUGGUUGAGAUUGGAGAGCUUGGAAGGCUUUCUGCAUCAAUCAAGAAGCUAGAGAAGGAGCUUAAGAACAGCGAUAAACAUCAAAAUGACCAAUACCGUUCUAAACUUCAAAAAUCAAAUGAGAGGUCACUCGCCCUUGUUAAGGCAGCCAUGGAUAUUGUAGUUGCAGUUGGGCUACUUCAGUUAGCGCCAAAGAAAGUUACCCCACGUGUAACUGGAGCCUUUGGAUUUGUUACCUCUUUGAUCUCUUGCUAUCAGUUGCUUCCAUCACGACCAAAAGCCAAGAGCCUAUAAAGAUAGAAGUCUGUUCUUUUCAGGAAGUUCUGUCCUUUAAAUAAUUAUUUGAACUUGUGAGAUAAAAUCCUUGAUGGUGUAAAAAGCUUUGAAGCAAUUUGCCAUAUUGUAGGUGCCUUCAAGGCUUCUUGCUAUUUAACACCAAAUACUUAGCACCUGUACUGUCACAGUUCGUUAUGCUCAUGCGCAAUGAUAAUAAUGUAUUCGCAUUUCAUAUUGAAAAAUUGCGGUUACUGCUAUAUUUUUUUGGAAUGUGAUUGUUAUGAUGGGUUUGAAACUAA